This is a messenger RNA of Ctenopharyngodon idella (grass carp), 8194 nucleotides long. It is a transcript of the gene gpatch8, whose product is annotated as G patch domain containing 8. The transcript has 7 exons. Lineage: Eukaryota; Metazoa; Chordata; Actinopteri; Cypriniformes; Xenocyprididae. Bases 2470 to 6834 code for a protein of 1454 amino acids. Gene Ontology annotation, cellular component: nucleus. The record is from RefSeq and is a predicted model, not a curated record. Gene Ontology annotation, molecular function: nucleic acid binding.
GUUUUGUUUGUUUUUGAAGCAUCAGAUCAGUCUAUAAAAUGCGAACACACACACACACACACACACACACACACACACUCACACACAUGCAGAUCGGGCCUCUCAAUGGUAAACGAGGCCUCCCUCUCUCUCCAUUUUUCUUUUUUGUCUCUCCAUAAAUCUAUCAAUCUACCUCUUCUGACUGUCUCACUCCCUGAUCUCCUCCUUUCGCUCUCGUUACAGCUACAUACUGUAUGUUUUUUUUUGUGGUGGCUCUGUUGUCAUGAUGAUGAACUCACAAAAAGCUUGUGAAAGUUUUUGGUUUUUAUGUGUAUGCAAGCUCAUAUCUGUGCCGUUCCUUCCCCCUUAGUUGUUUGUGCAUUAAUCUUUUUCCCUGAGAUGGUUUAUAUAUGUAUUUGUGUGUCAUGAUACGUAUAUAACCGUACGUUCCUCCCUCCUUCCUUUGAGACUGAAAGUGAGUUCGUAAACUCAGAGGUUGGUAGCGUAAACUUACAUCCCUUUUAGCUGUUACCUUCACUAGUUAAUUUGAGGAAUGCCCCUUUUAAGCUAUAGAUUAGAUGUUACACUAUAGACUUUAGUAUGAAGUUGGGUUCAAUUACUCCUCCACAACAAACACUAGAGUAAAGGCUUCAGAUAUGUGCCUUUUUACAGAGCCCAAUGACUUUUCCUCCUCUUGUUCUUCUAUCUAUCUCCCUCUGCUCUUCCUCCCUCUCUCUCCCUUCCGCUCCCCAUCUGACAAGGAGUUUAAAGGUGUAGCAGAUGUUGCUAAUGUUGAUGACAGUGAGUGAAGAUGUUUUGACAGUUGUCUGGCUACCAUGUGUACUCCUGACUCAGUGUGAGUGUGUGUGUGUGUGUGUGUGUGUGUGUGUGUGUGUGUGUGAGGAAAGCACUUCUUAUUAUUGGAAUAUUGUGGUCUUUCUUUCCUUUCUUCCUCACAUCAGGAUAACAUUGGGCACCGGCUCCUUCAGAAACAUGGCUGGAAGUUGGGUCAAGGCCUGGGCAAAACCAUGCAGGGUAAGGUUUGUAGGACCUCCCCCACUGUAUGUUUGUGUGUAUGUUUGAGUAAGAGUGUGUGUGCGUGUGGAUGUUUUUUUUCUUGUAAAUAAUACAAAAUAACUCUCCCCCUUUUACAGUGUAGCCUAACGGCCUCUCUUAGUUCUUCUCUAUAUAUGCUUACAAUCACUAAACGCUCUCUGCUCAAAAUACCAGCGCUACGAUUUGAAACUCAUACCAAAAUGGAAUCAGUGAACAUUUUGUAGAAAUUAAUUGCCCUUUUUUUUUUCUCUUGAUUGUUCAGAAUUCACCCAUGUUAGAAUAGUACUUGUAUAUAUUAGUUUAAUGUUUGUUUGGCUGCGAUGGGGGUGUUUUGAUUGGCUGAGAACAUGAGAUGGGGCCCUCUGAUUGGCUGUGAACAUGAUUCUGCCUCUUUCCCAUGAUUCCCCUGAAUGGCUUGCCAGAAUGAGCCUCAAUCUCCCGCCCAUUCUCCCCCUCCUUCCGCCUUCGAUCGGUCUAUCUGCCUGCGUCCACUUUUGUGAAGUGAAUGUACACAUGUGGUACAUGUGGGAGUGGAAAUUGUAUGUGUUGAGAGUGUGUGUGUAUGUGUCACCAAAACAAAGGGGUGGGGGCUCAGGUGUUUUAGCUUGCAGGGAGAAGUCUUCACACCAUCCCACCUGCAUCCCACUUCUCCUCUUAUAAAUGUACUUACUUGUGAAAGCCUCACCUGACCUGACCCAUCUCCUUCCCCCUCUCCUGCAGAGCAUGCUGGCUGUAGAGACACAGUCUUGUGAAGCUGAGUUUUAAGCAACGCAAGAGACCACAAAACUGAUUGGAGUUGAUUCUAGAUAAAUAGUGAGAUGAAAAUGGCUAUGAAACAGAUCUAGUCCUCUAAAGAAGCCAGAGUCCGAUAAGAACGAUGCGCUGCUAAAAGCUCACUCACAGCGUAUGCUUCUCAUAGCUCGUACAGCUGCGUGAUGAAGUAUGUAUAUAACUGCCUCUCUGUCUCAGAAACACAUUCACGUGGAGACUUGGACCCGCAUGGGGAUUGGAGAAAGGGGGGAAACGGGGAGUUGAGUGCUCCUUUAUGGAUUGAGUGAUGGUUUGAUACAUUUCUGUUGAAAGACAAUCAUCAAAGAGAGGGGAAACUCCUCCUUGCUUUGUCGUGGGGGAACCCAAAAGCCUGAAAUUAUAGUACCAGAAAUGAGCAGUAAAGAGGAGGAGAGUCAGGGAUGGUGAGAGGGUAUCUCUGUAAUCACCCAGGCCCAUUGGUAGGGGGUACACCAAAGCCCCUGCCCCCAAACCCAACCCCUAACCCUUUACCCCUUACCCCUGAACGCUCUCUUUGUGCCUCAAUCUUCCUGCUUAACCAAUUGGUGUUUCUUUUUUGCAGCAUUAUGAUCCUGGCCAUGUUGUGCUGAUGGUAAACUUAGUGGACGAACUGACCCAGUGCCCAUCGUCCUCAAAUAUGACGUCAUGGGAAUGGGGCGAAUGGAAAUGGAGCUGGACUAUGCAGAAGAUGCCACAGAGAAGCGCCGGGUGUUGGAAGUGGAAAAAGAAGACACAGAGGAACUGCGUCAAAAAUACAAGGAUUAUGCAGAGAAGGAAAAAGCCAUUGCUAAAGCUCUAGAGGAACUGAGGGCCAACUUCUACUGUGAACUGUGUGAUAAGCAAUACCAGAAACAUCAGGAGUUUGACAAUCAUAUCAACUCCUACGAUCAUGCACACAAGCAGAGACUGAAGGAGCUGAAGCAGAGGGAGUAUGCUCGGAAUGUGUCUUCUCGUUCUAAAAAGGAUUGCAGAAAACAGGAGAGGAUGCUGCGGCGGCUUCAUGAACUGGCCGAACAGAGGAAACAGCAAGACCAUGUCCCUGGUAGUGGCCCUAUGUUUAAAACCACCACAGUGGCAGUAGAUGGAGAAAAGGGGGAAGACUCCAUGGAUGGUGUGCCUAUGACAGUGGAUACCAACACAGAGGCUAUUGAAGAUAAGGGAAUCUGUAGUGUUAGUGGUCAAGGCUCCCCUAGAACAGGCCCUACCAUCAGCUUUGGGUUUAACAAGACUAGCUCUUCUCCAACACCCUCUGGAGGCUCACAGGCUCCCAAAGUCAGUGUCUCCUUCUCUUUUGCUAAGAAAGCCCCAGUCAAACUUGAGACAGCUGCAGCUUUCUUUGCAGACCAUGGUGAAGAGACAGUGGAAGGAGAAGAAGGUCAGGAAGAGGGAGGAGAAAAGACUGGAGGAGAGGAUGUAGGUGUAGCAUCUACCACUGAUAUCCCCCAAGCAGGAGGAGGAGGAGGAUUGGGUGGAGGAGGAGGAGGAUUGGGUGGAGGAGGAGGAGGAGAUGGUGGUGGGGGUGGGGGUGGGGGUGGGGGUGAGGGUGAGGGUGAAGAAGAGCAGUCACAACCAGAUGAUGGAGGAACCCUGGCCUCCACUUUGAACAAGUUGAAGAUGAUGAUGAAAAAGGAGGAAGGUUACUCUGGACAGGAGCCACAGUAUUACCAUUACGUACCUCCUGCACAUUGUCGGGUCAAGCCCCAUUUCCAGUUUCUGCUUUUCAUGAAGGCUACAGACCAGUGUGAUAGCAAGGAGGAUGAGGAUGGAGCAAAAGAUGAGAAGGCAGCAGCAGGUAAUGUUGGAGAGCAAAAACAUAUCAAAGUCAGCAGCUGCACAUCUGAAAAAGACCCUGAGAAUGAACCUGCACAGGCACAAAGCUCAAAUCCCUCUCCCACAUUAGCUAAAGUGAACACAGAGGAAGAAUCAAGUAGUACAGCUGCAGGGCAAAGUGAUACAGCAGUAGUAGUUAGCUUGUGCCAACCAGCUGAUGCCAAGCAAGGGAUAUCAGAGUCACCAGACACAGGUCCCCGCAUGCCAACUGGGCCUUUCUUUCCUGUGCUAAGUAAGGAUGAAAGCACUACCUUGCAAUGGCCUUCUGAAUUGUUGGAAUUUACUAAGGCUCAGCCAUCUCUCUCCUACAGUUGUAAUCCUCUUUACUUUGACUUCAAACUGUCAAGAAACAAAGGAAACUGGGCAAGCAAAAACAGCAAACCUACCAAGGCAGUUAGCACUGAUGGACAAGAGGGUUCUAAGCCUGAAAACACAGACAGUACUCCUGACACUAGUGGAGAGACUUGCACUGCUACAUCGGUUGCAGGACCCAGUACUGUUCAAAAAGAACAAUCUUUAUUGAAAGGGGAGGGUGCUGAGAGUGAGAACAAUGAGAAGAAAUUACAAAGUAAUGAAGAUGUGUCUGCAGGGUCUAAGAAAAAGAAAAAGAAGAAGAAACACAAGAAGUCAAGCAAGCGUUCCAAACGUAAAGAAAAAGCAGCAGUGGAGGGGGAGUUAGAGAAUGAGACACCAGGAGAGAAAGCAAAAAAGAAAAAGAAACAUAAAAGAAAGAAAAGCAAAAAUAAACCACGUGGCACUGAUGAAAUUGAAGCAGAGGGAGGUGGCAGUAAGGAAAAAGAGAAAGACAAGGAUGACAAAGAUGGAGUAUCCACUGCUCAGUCAUCAGGAGUAAGCACAUCCCUUGAGGGAGGAAAGAGAAAACGGUCCCACAAAAUGUCUCAGUUGUCUGGAGUUGAGGAAAGCAGUGCAGGAAAACCUAGCUCUAAAGAGGAACACAAUGGUACUAAACGUCUUAAAUCUGACACCAAUACACCUGCUGCCUCCUGCUCUGCCUCAGCCCAAAAGAGCUUAAGUGGAGGUCGACCUCCAAGCAGUGACAGUGAGGAGGAUGGAGGAUCAUCCUCUCAACGUUCUCGACCAGCUCGCCGUCGCUCCACACCACCACGUGAGCAGCGCAGACACCGCAGUGAUGAUUCUGGACGAUCACGUAGUAGGUCGUCUCGUCGAGGAGACCACAACCAUAGACGCCACAGAGGACAAAAGUCACGCAGUCGAUCCUACUCAAGUAGCUCCGAGCGUUCCUCAGCAGGGAGCAGUGCUUACAGUCGCCGUAGCCAUAGCUAUUCAGACAGUUACAGUGACUACAGUGAUGAAGAACGUCGCCACAGAUCAAGAAUACCCUCCUCAGACUCAGACUAUGAGAGGCGUGAUAGUGGGCGAUCUCACAGGCGACAUUACUCCUCAUCUUCUUCAGAGGAAGACUCGCGUUCACGUUCACGCUCACAUAGCCGCAGGAAACAUCAUCGGCGGAGACACCAACGGAGCAGUAGUCGCAGCUCCAGUCGUAGUAGUAGGAGUAGCAGCGCCCGUUCCUACAGACGCAGCAGCUACAGUCGCAGCCGUAGCUCUGCCAGUCGUUCAUCUAGCUCCACCAAGGGCUCUCCACAUCGACAUGGACACAGCCGGCGAUCUGACAGCUCAACACGGCGACGGGAUUUCAACCGAUCGCGAAUCUACCGUUCCCAGUCUCCUAGGUCUUCUUCCCGCACACAAUCCCGAAACAGCAAUUCUUCAUCUGUACAAGGAACUAGAGGUGGUGGUGGAGCUUCCUCAAAGGAGGGUGGAGGUGCUGCAGAACAUCGAAAUUCAUUCACAGCUCGACAACUCUUGGAGAAAAUCCAAUCUCGAAAAGGAGGGGAUGACUCUGGUACUGGCACUAAGACAGGCAUCAAGAUCAAGGACCCUCCACAGGGAUACUUUGGGCCCAAGCUCCCCCCUGCCCUUGGAAACAAAAGUAUGUUGUCUCUUUUUGGCAAGCUCCAAGCAGGAAAGAAGCCAACAUUACUUCCUCUUACACGUUUAACCGAGAGUGAAAAGUCUGAACAGGGGAAAAAUUCCGAUAGUAAUGAAGUGAUCCUGGUAGAACCCAUUCGUGAGUUUCCCCCACCUCCUCCUCCACCUCAGCCACCAGUUCAACAACAGCAACAGCAACAACAACAAAAGCAGCAAUUGGAGGAGGCUGUAUCAAAUGCUGCAGUGCCCGAGGAGACUAGACAUCCACCCUCAGACCCUCCAGCCCUUCAUGAGUCUCAGCCACAAUAUGAGCAGGAUCCAGCAAUGAUGAUGUCACAAUACCAAGGUGAGCCAAGACAAGACCCUAGUAACCCCAUGUUGGACGGGCAUCUAAUGGGGUCCGAGAUGGGACCGCAGCCUUCUAUGCACGCCUACCCUGGUUACCCCCCUCCCACAAUGGAGGAUGGGGACAUGGGCAUGGAAGCUGAAGAGGAUGGUCUUGCACCUUUAGAAAGUCAACCAAUCACCUUUACCCCAGAGGAAAUGGAGAAAUACAGCAAGUUGCAACAAGCAGCUCAACAGCACAUUCAACAGCAACUGUUGGCCAAGCAGGUGAAGAGCUUCCCCUCAGCUGCAGCUGCUGCAGCGGCAGCUAACUUGGCAGCAGCAGCUAACCUUGCCCCUGCACCGCCACCACCACCAGCUGCACUGCAGCCUAUCCACAUCCAGCAACCUACAGUUUCUGCAGCUUCUGCUACCUCUAUUACCACAGUGCAGCACGCCAUCCUGCAACACCACGCUGCUGCCAUGGGCCUUCAUCCCCAUAAUCCACAUCAUCCCCACCCUGCCCAUGCCCAGCUAGCCCAGGUGCACCACAUACCUCAACAUCAUCUAACCCCUAUCUCCUUGUCACCACUGGGCCAUUCUUUGGGCCAUUCACUGGGUCACUCUUUAGGACACACUGGCCUGAUUCCAGCCCACCACACUGCCUUCCUUUCAGGCCAGCCCAUACAUAUUAUACCAGCCUCUGCCCUUCAUCACACCCCUCUUGCUCUACACCACAUCCCCCAUGCUGCCCUCUACCCAACGCUUUUCGCCCCUCGGCCAGCCUCUGCUGCGGCAGCGGCUGCCCUACAGCUACACCCACUUCUGCAUCCUAUCUUCUCAGGGCAGGACCUUCAGCACCCUCCAAACCAUGGCUCCUGAAAGUCCAGCUUCUCUCAAAGAGAAGGCCUGGCCAAGCAGCGUGUAAAGCUGAAGAGUUUUAGCUAAUGGGUGGCUCAGUCUGGUGACCCAUAGUCCUCCUCUGUCCUCUACGUCCUCUGCUACCUUAGGGUGACCUCAACAGGGCUGUUUAGGAUUGCAUUUAAAUCGAGGACAGAAUAAGAUCUUGUCUGCCUUUUGAGAUUGCAAUGUUAUGAAAUUGUAUGUCCUGAACCAGGAGCUAGGUUGGUUGGUUAAGGUAUGUAACACAAGGAGUAUGAGUUGGUUUAUAGGCCAAGACAUGGAUCUUACAACUAGGAAACCACUGGCGUAUUGUUUCAUUUUGUAUGGUAUGUCAAAUUUUUGUUUUUUUUCCUGACGUGUUUCUUGUAUCCAGAAGCUCACUUGCUGAAGCCAUAAUCAAGAUCUUUGUUGUGGGCUUUUAGCGUGGUUGUAUACAGUUGAUAAUGGGUGGUCUUUAAGGGUCACUUUUGGAGAUUUUGUUUUUUUUGUGUACUAAGCAUUCAUGAAAGUUGCAGAGUUUAAGAAUUAACACAUUGUAUGAAUAUGCAAAGAUACACUUAAGCCUGCUAUUCAGAAACCAGGCUGUGAUAAACUGAUGAUUGGUUUGCUGUAGGAUUAUCAUAUUUGGUCAUUUUCAGCACACCAAUCAUCAAAAACCAUUGUACUAUACUCUGAUUAAAGGGUAUCACGAAACAUGAACAAGAUGAAAUAAAAUAAAAGCCAUACUCAGCACUCAACAGUGUUAAGCUAUUUUUGCUGAUUGGUUGUAAAUCAAUAUAAAUUAUCUGAAAAUAGUGGACGAAAGAGACAUCACACACGUUGAUGUCAAAAGUUUUUAUAAUGUCACAGGCAGUUGAAACUGUAUAACAAGUUACACUUUGGGAUUUGAAGGUUCCCAUCCCUUAUUGAAAUUGUGAAAUCUUGCACUGAAAAAAAAUGUACAUUGAGAUGCUGUUUUUGCAUCUUGUAACAACUGUAUGAUUCUGCAAUAAUUUUAUUUUCUAUUUGAUUUUAAAUUAUUAUUUUUGUUUUUGGAAAAUGUUUUCUUUCUGUACAAUUAGUUAAAUGUAAAUAAAUUUAAUGUAGUGAAACUGUAAAAUAAAGGUUUGUAACACCCAUUUAAAAUGCUAAUAAAAAAAUAAUGAAAUUAAAAAUGGGGGAAAAAAGCAUAUGUAAACAUGAAUCAGGGCUGGUACUACAGAGGUCAGGAGUGUGUUUGGACAGUGGAGGGGACAGAAUGUGGCGCAACUUUUGGUGACGUACUGUAAAUGGCAGCAAUGACAUUAGCUUUUUUUUAUUCCUCCUUGAUGCAUCAGCAAAUAAAAACUUUGACUUGUAA